AUGGAGACCAGCGGCGUGCAAAAGAAACGAGGUGCGACUGUCAAGGCUUGUCUCCGUUGCCAUCGACGCAAGCAACGAUGCGUCGGCUUCCCCGCCUGCUCAAACUGCGAAGCCGCCAACAUCCCCUGCAGCAGAAUCUCCACACCUUCGAUGAGACGUUUGGGCACACUAUCAAAGGAGGAGCUUCUCAACAGGAUCGAAAUACUGGAGAGCCAAGCAUCUAGCCGGACGACUUAUGAUGAAGGGAGCCCGGUCUUGUCACAGCAGGAUGAUGAUUGUGAUCCAAGUUACGACUCAACCCAAGAGCCGCCUCCACAGGAGAGGACGAGACAGACUCCACGAUUCUCGCCCGAAAUUCAUACGACCUUACCUACCACAAGAGACCCUCAGCAGAGAAGCAUCGCUACUAGUAAUGGGCUACAGGAGACACGUCAUCAGGAGACCAUAUGGAAGGCAGAUCCAGAGACUCGGCGGCAGAUCCUGACGACAUAUCUGGAAAGCAUGCACCGACGCGUGCCCUUUUGCGACUACACCGAAAUUCUUCAGACGAAUGAUUUAGGUUCUGGUGCUACAGCAUCGACAGACUUGGAUCGGGUGAAACUCCUCCGACUCUACAUGUCCUGUGCCAUCGGAGCGGCAGUCAUGCAACUCACUGGGGUCUCACCAGGACCACGUCCAGAAACCUACUUCACCAGGGCACUGGAGAUUCGAGAUUCAAUCGAGGCGAUGGACUUGGUCACACAAACCGAAGUGCUUCUUUGGACUGUACUCUACAAGCUCCGCGCCUGUUUCUCGUCCGAGGUCUGGUAUCUCAUCGGAUCCGCGGUGAGGACGGUUAUCGAUGCUGACCUCCAUCGAGAACAUCACUACGCCGGUCUCACUCCCGUGGCUGCCGAACGGCAUCGGUGUUUGUUCUGGGCCGUUUACGUCAUUGAGAGGAAUAUUUGCUGGUCUCUCAAGCGCCCGUUCAGCCUCUCGGACCACGAUAUAGACACCAAGCUGCCAGCGCCGACAACACACCCUAUAUCCCUGAACAAUGGCGACGUUUGCAGCUCCGAAUCACAAACCGAAUCGCAAAGGCCCCUUGAUACGAGGGUAUUUAUCUCCACAAUCCAGCUCGGCAGAAUCAACUCGAACGCUUUCACUCAGCUAUACCGAGUUGAUCGGGAAUCGAUAGACCGGGAGCAAAUUCCUCCGCUCCUCGACCGUUUAUACCAGUUCGAGGCCUCUUUACCGUAUUACAGUGCGCCCGAUUACGACUUUUUACAGCUACAUGUGAAGAAAUCGGUCUGCGUACUGAUCGAACCACUCCUUUCCACGUUGCAUCACUCGGACUAUCUGAUCAAGACGUGCCUGGAGGCGGCGGGCAGCGUGUGUCAGCUUUUCAAGAAGCUUCGGCUAAAACGUUGUCUUGGGUAUUCCUUCACCAUGAUCAAUUCGGUCUUUGUGGCCGGGGUAACGAUAUGCUAUGUCGUAUCCAAAGUCCCCAGUCUCUGGACUCCGGCAAGAGCAAACGACCUGCGCGUGUGCUCAUCAUCACUAUACGCCGCGGCAGAGCGAAACUCUGCUAUCCGCAAGUACUGCGAGACCUUGGACGCCAUCAUAGAAGCAGUCUCGGAAUACGUCGAGCAAGUAUUGAGUGCUCCCGGUCCUUUCACUGGCACCGGGAGCACCAUCAGCUCUCCAGCUGAGGACAAGAGUCCCCGCAACGCCUUUGAGAAACUUGGUCAUUCUCUCAAGGAGCUCAAGUUUGAGUUCCCUUCUCAUGCUUACCCGGAAUAUCGCCUGGAAGAUGGCCAUACGGAAGCGGCGACUUAUAGAAGGCCGGAUGUCGGCAAUCUAUACCACACAGAACAACAGAUCAGUCAGUCCCGAGAAGCGUUCAGUCUCGGCGACAAUACAAUGACCACUCAAGAUUCUACUAGGCCAGAGGCCGCGACUCAAGCAGAGGCUUCGCCUAACAUGUCGACUGAGAAGAUCCCCCAAGGUCAACCAUCUUCGGAGGCUCUCAUAGUUGCCGAUUGGACUCCAAAGGCCGAAGCCCACUUACGAAGAAAACUGGACUUUACCAUCCUACCCAUGCUCAUGCUGGGUCUCUUCGCUCUUCAACUCGACAAAGGAAACCUCUCCUACGCCCUGACUACGAGCUUCACAAAAGACCUUGGUAUCGACAAUAAUAACGUCAACUAUGGAAAUCAACUUAUGCUGGCCGCCAUCGUCGUCUUUGAGAUCCCCUUCAACAUGGUUCUUUCAAGGAUUGGACCCGCCCUCUGGCUCACCAUCCAGAUCUUUGCCUGGGGAACGGUUGCGACAGCUCAGACUGCGAUUCAUAACCUCGCGGGCUUUUAUGCGACGAGGUUCAUUCUGGGUAUGUGGGAGGCUGGAUACCUCGCCGCAUCGUUGACGAUUCUGGCGUCGUUUUACACUCGAAGAGAGAUGGCGAUGCGAGUGACUCUGGUGUACAUUGGCAACUACUUUUCCAGUGGCAUUGGUGGGCUUCUUGCAGGUGCAAUCUUUAAAAUUCCAGAGUCAUCGGGAUUGCAGAAGUGGCAGUGGUUGUUUCUUAUUGACGGCCUAUUUACCUUUGUCGUCGGGAUCAUGUUCAUCUUCUUGAUGCCUCGAUCAACAGACAACACAACUCCCCUUUGUGGUCUUCAAAGCCUGAACUUCUUUAACGACGAAGAGCGCCGAAUCCUGAACGACAGAGUCAUUCUCGACGAUCCUCGCAAGACGGUCCGCCUCGAGGGCAUCGGUCCCAAAAGGGUCCUACAGAUUGUAUUCACGAGCUUCCGCAUCUGGGGCCAUUUCGGCGUCAAUGUCAUUUCUCUCACACCAAAAGGAGGGCUCGGAGUAUAUUCACCCACCAUCAUCAAGAACCUGGGGUUUGAUGCCACCACCGCCUCUUUUCUCUCCUCUGUUCACAACUUCGGAGUCUGCAUCUUUGCCAUUACCGUCGCUUGGAUCAGUGACAAGACAUCCCGCCGAGGUCUUUUAUGUCUGAUCUGCGCAGUCUACUCCAUCAUUUUCUCUGGAGCUCAAUAUGCAGUCGUCAGGAGCAGCGAUAUAUGGCUCAAGUACGCUAUUCUCACCGUCCUCACAUCUGGGAUGGCUGUCUCCCAGAGCAUCAACGAUGCCUGGUUCAGUGUCAACACGGCUCACCCCCAGGAACGAUGCAUCGGCCUUGCCCUCGCUGUUGCUGGCUCCAAUCUUGGUGGUUUGUGCGGACAGAACAUCUUUGUCAAGAGCGAUGCGCCGUACUACUACCACGGAUUUCUCAAGGUGCUCUGUAUUUAUGCCGGAAGCGUGGUGCUUAUUGCUGGACUGAUGUUUUACUACUGGAACGAGAACCGGAAGCUUGCUAAGGAGACGAUUGCGGGAGAACUGGUCACUGAGCAUGGAGUAUCGGAACUCAGCCGAGAUGGUGGCAAGUCAAGGGUCAAGAAUCAGCUGUAA
This is a messenger RNA of Fusarium keratoplasticum, 3453 nucleotides long. Its product is annotated as Zn(2)-C6 fungal-type domain-containing protein. Gene Ontology annotation, biological process: DNA-templated transcription; regulation of DNA-templated transcription; transmembrane transport. Gene Ontology annotation, molecular function: DNA-binding transcription factor activity, RNA polymerase II-specific; DNA binding; transmembrane transporter activity. The record is from RefSeq and is a predicted model, not a curated record. The coding region runs from base 1 to 3453 and encodes 1150 amino acids. NCBI's taxonomy places the organism in Eukaryota, Fungi, Ascomycota, Sordariomycetes, Hypocreales, Nectriaceae. The transcript has 5 exons. Gene Ontology annotation, cellular component: membrane.